Molecule: messenger RNA, 2033 nt
Organism: Sycon ciliatum
Lineage: Eukaryota; Metazoa; Porifera; Calcarea; Leucosolenida; Sycettidae
Product: transmembrane protein 245-like
Exons: 15
Coding region: 1-1827 (608 amino acids)
Source: RefSeq, a predicted model, not a curated record
AUGGCGUGCAUGGCGGGCCUGCUGACAUGUGUUUACAUUCUCAAUCACUUGCCAGUGUUCGCUGCGCUGCAACGCUCUAUUGAGGGUCUAGACACAGCAUCGCACUUCAUGGAGUUCGUCAGAGUUUACGGUUACAUUUAUCUGCUGGACAGCUUUGAGAUAAAGCAGCAUGAUGAUGAAGAUGAAGAUCGAGAGGAAGAACAGGCUUCCGAGUUGCUGCUGUCAUCACUGUCGCAUGACGAAACUGAUACACGACCCGUACCCCCAUCCUCUCCAGGACGCGACUCUCCCACCAGCUACGAACUGCGUCGCUCGUGGAGCAACCGUGCCCAUCGCAAGCGCAGUGUAUUCCAGGAGUUCAUUGGUCUUGAGUUGGAACACAGCGGUGGCUACUGUUACGUCGUUGUAUGGUGCUGCCUUGCUCUCAUUCUCUACAAGUUCCCGUGGCUGCUGUGCUUGCUGCUCAUCCCUGCCACGUUGAUUGUGGUACGACUCAUCCUGGAGCGAUUCAGCAUUGUUGACACCACCCGCAAGCUGCUUUCCAGACCCCAGCACUUGAUCGGUACAUGGAUACACUCGCGUCGAGAUGUGCUCAUGCCUCCACCAAUGCGCGCUAUCCUCAGAUUUAUCAGCCAAGGAGACAAGAAGAUAGUCAGUGGUCUGCUGUCGACAACGGACAAGUUUGUGCCCUUGCUGUUGAUCCUAGUGUUGUGUGUGACCACUCUCCUGAUGGCAUUCUUCUUGGCUGUUCAGGUACAAAGUGAGAGGGGCCACAUCAUUCAACAAAGCACCACUCUUGGACAGCACGUCAUUGAGAUGUAUCCAGAGUUGAGAAGUAUGUGGCAGGGUGAAGGCAAUGCCACGGGUAUGUUACAAAGCAUGAAGGAACAAGCACAUCAGCAAGGUCGAAAUUGGAUACGCACCGGGGUCAGAUCUGUGGUAUCCAGCGAUAACGAUGAUAUCGAGGAUCAGCUAAUGCUUGCCUGGGAUCAGCUUGUGCGACUAUGGACAAAUGAAAGUGUGGUUGUGUGUAGCAAUGUGAGUGGACUGAGUGCCAGUGAAGUGUCUUCUCAGAUCAACAUGACAUCAGUAUUUACUACCGUCAGUAGCAAUGUGGCAACAUUGCAUACGCUGCUUGACUCGGCGUGGGUGGUUGUCAAGGGCAACGCUAAACUACUGAUGGGCGUGGUGACGGCGAUACUCUCCAUCUUGCUGGACAGCAGCACAGCUGUGUUAAACCUUGCUGUGAAUGUUGUGAUAAUCCUGACUUCACUGAUGUAUUUGCUGGCUGCAUCUGACCGUCAGUACAUACCACUGACAUGGCUGACUAGUCUAAUGCCUUCGGAGGCUGGUGCAAAGUCACAAGCUGUUACCUCAGUAUCCAAUGCAGUUCAGGGAGUAUUUGGUGCAUCUCUAAAGAUGAUAACAUUCUACAGACUGUUUACAUUCUUCACACAUACUCUGUUUGGAUUUCAAGUGGUCUUUACGCCGGCAGUAAUAUCAGCUUUGUUUGCCGCCAUACCUCUACUAGGCAGCUACUGGGUAGCACUGCCCGCAUCACUCUACCUGGCUGUAGCGCAACAGUCCUGGAUCAAAGCAUCACUGCUGUUCGGCCUGCACUUUCUCUGCUACAAUGUUGUCGACGUGGCCAUAUACUCUGAGAUCAAAGGUGGUGGACAUCCAUACCUGACCGGCUUGGCUGUGGCCGGCGGCAUGUACAUAUUUGGACUGGAAGGCGCAGUCACUGGCCCUAUCAUCCUGUGCUGUGGCCUGGCAGCCAUGGACAUCUACCGCACCAUGCGCAAUGCUAGUAUUCAGAAAACCUAGCCACAGUUAUCAGCAUCAGCACCAUCACCAGCAACACAUCUUUACAGGUCAAUCUCCCUGUUUGUUGUUGUGGAUCCAUGUUUCAUGUUGGGAACGGAAAAUGUUAUCUCAAUUCCGUAUUUGCUGCGAAUGGUGUCCAAUUCUUGAAAGUUAUUUAUUGAGAUCAUGAUAAUUCAAUUCUGGAAAAGAAGUUUGACGAAAUUUAA